This is a messenger RNA of Megalops cyprinoides (Indo-Pacific tarpon), 3914 nucleotides long. RefSeq names its product formin binding protein 4 (gene fnbp4). Lineage: Eukaryota; Metazoa; Chordata; Actinopteri; Elopiformes; Megalopidae. Gene Ontology annotation, molecular function: protein binding. The record is from RefSeq and is a predicted model, not a curated record. The transcript has 17 exons. The coding region runs from base 60 to 2819 and encodes 919 amino acids.
CUGUCUUUGUUAUACUGUGGCGGAGUGGCCUUCUACUGCGGCUUCAUUCCAGAGCAGCGAUGGGCAAGAAAACAAGAACGGGAACAGGGCGUAGGACUAUUUUACAGCUUUCACCGCCCGGGCCUCGCGGUAUCACCGCGGGAGGAACUAAUUCUCGGGAAGAGGCAGGUGGAUCAGCGUCCGAAGACGAGCAGGAGGGAGGUACCGAUGGCCAUGCUCCCGGCCCCCAAAACAUUGCGUUUGACACGAGGAACCCAGCCGUCAAGGCCACAGAGGGCCUGUCCCUGCUUGGAGCCUAUGAAGACAGUGAGGAAGAAGAGGAUGCGGUCUCUCAGCCAGCCUCUGGGAAGACAAAAUUAAACCAGUCUGCUGACAUCGAUAGCACAUUGGCCAACUUUAUGGCUGAAAUUGAUGCAAUCACCACACAGCCAGCCCAGUCAUCCGAGGAGUCCCCAGGAGACCUUUUGGCGGCAGACCCUAUCCCGCCCCGCCCUGACCCCAAAGAGCAGCAGCACAGUGCUGCCCAGAAUGGGCAGGAGCAGGCAGGCUCUGUGGCAGAGUUCCAGUAUGACACUCAGUACUCCCUGGCAGGAGUGGGAGUGGAAAUGGGAGAUUGGCAGGAGGUAUGGGAUGAGAACACAGGCUGUUACUACUAUUGGAACACUCAGACCAAUGAGGUUGUCUGGCAGCUGCCCCAUUACCUUGCCCACCAGGUGCAGGGCCUCCAGCAAUAUGGAGACAGUUCUAGUGUGACUGUGAAUGGCAGCAGUGCACAGCAGAGCUCUGUGUUUUACCCAGAGCAGAAUGUUGCUGUUGCUGCCACUGCACCUGUGGCCAAGAGGGAGGGGAAGAAGAAGGAGGUGAUAGAGAGUGUGGUCGGCCUGACCAGUAAAGAGGAGGAGCAGAAGGGUGUGGCGGCCUCUCUGCUGGCCCCGCUCAUCCCCGCAGAGGUGAAGGAGGCGGAGGAGAGGUGGAGGAAGAAAGUGCUGGGGCUGGGAGAAGAGGGGGAGGAGGGCCGGCAGGACCCGGAGGGAGAGGGUGUGUGCCACGCUCGAUCCCCCGGCGAAGCCGACGCCCACUCCCAAGGCAACCACCGCAGCAGGACCCAGUCCGCGGAGAGCUCAGAGGGAGAGGAAAUGGAGGAGGAAGAGACAGAGGAAGACACAAUGGAGUUAGAGCUGGCGCUGGAGAGGAAAAAGGCGGAGCUUCGUGCUCUGGAGGAGGGGGACGGCAGUGCAGGGGGCUCCAGCCCCAGCUCGGAGACCAGCCAGGACGGGGCGCGCGGCCUUCUGCUGAAGAAGUCCAAGUGGAAAACGGCCUUCCUGCGAGCGCCCAGCCCAGACUCUAACAGCCGCAGCUCAGAGAAGACCGGCAGGGACACCCCAGAGCACGCAAACGCAGCACAUUCCAAGACCUUAGAGAAGCCAGCAGAAGAGUCUCAGAUGGAGAUGGAGGCACUUGGAGAGAAGACCAAACACAGAACAGCCCCAAAGGAGGACGAAGAAACUGCUGAUCUUAAGUUCCAGAUUGGAGAGCUUGCCAACACUUUGACCAGUAAAAUGGAGUUCCUAGGAAUUAACAAAAAGGCCAUCUCUAACUUCCAGUUGCUGCUGCUACAGACUGAGACGCGGAUCGCAGAUUGGCGGGAAGGGGCUCUGAAUGGGAACUAUCUCCGCCGCAGGCUGCAGGAAGCUGCCGAACACAUUAAACAUUACGAACUUAACGCCGCCCCUAAAGGCUGGUCCUGCCACUGGGACAGGGAACACAGGCGGUAUUUCUAUGUGAAUGACCGGACCAGUGCUUCCCAGUGGGACUUCCCAGCUGUCGAGGACGAGGAGGAGGAAGAGAAGGGCAGCCAGGCCCCUCAGCCCAGUCCUGCUGGCCAGAGAGAGGCCAAGCCUCCCUCUGAGCCCCCUUCCGUCCUCACAGCGAAUCCUGCCUACACAGCUGUUGCCCCUGCGCAGACCGGAGUGCCAGCUUACUGGACAGCGCCCCAGCCCUCCCAACCUCCUCUCCCUCCCACUGACCCUCCUCCCCCGGCGGAAUACCCACCACCACCCCCUCCACCCCCCGAAUCCCCGCCCCCACCUCCUCCCCCGCCUCUCAGCGAUGACGGUGAAAUUGAGGAAGUCGAGAUGGAGGAUGAGGAAGGGGAACCGCCAGCCCCAGGGACGGAGGAAGAUGGCAGCCGAAAUCCUCCCUCGGUCCACGGCGCGUCUGCAAGCAAGGUAUGCGAGGCAGCAGCAUCCCCUGGGGCCCCUGCGAAAACCCUGAAACGCAAGGCAGCCAGCUCUCAGCUGCACAAGAGCGUCACCAUUGGCAGCAGUCCCAUCCUCUACUGCCAGACCACUGCUACAACUGCUUCCGCUGCCCCGGUAGCAUCUGCCCCAGCUUACUGGGGCGUUUCUGCUGUCGUCCCACCCCUCCCCCCUGCUGAGACAGCGGCUCCCCCAGGCCCGGCGGCCCCGACCCUGCCCCCCACUCCCGCUCACCUCCCGCCCAGUGCCACUGAUCCAAUGGCAGGGAAGAUGCUGCCUGCAGACAAGACCAAGAAGCUGAAGAAGGACAAGACCAAGAAGAAAACGAAGAUGCCAUCGCUAGUGAAGAAGUGGCAGAGUAUCCAGCGGGAGCUCGAUGAGGAAGAGAAGUCCAGCUCCAGCGAUGAAGACCGAGACCAGCUCAACAGCAGGCGCAUCGAGGAAUGGAAGCAACAGCAGCUUGUCACUGGGAAAGCGGGCAAAAAUGCUAAUUUCGAGGCGCUCCCGGAGGACUGGAGAGAACGACUGCUUAAGAAGAGGAAGCUAGCGCAAAGUAUAUAAUGGCUGCCUGCCUGCCUGUCUCGCGCACUUCAAGGACCUUAACCUUGGCUUUAAAGGAAGCUCAAACUGGCAAAGUGAUAGGACGGUUGUGUACAGAUUCACAGUCAUAUGUCCACACCCCUCACAUAGUAUUUGUGUGUGUACGAUAUGCAAUGGGUUUGAAUGUUUUUGUAUUGUAAAACCCAUGCCAGCAUUUUUUUAUUAUUAUUUUUUACAAGCCUGUGUAUAACUUGAAGCAUAAUUCCCUUGUCUCUGCUGGGUUAGCCCCUUUUCCCUUACACUGUCUCCUAGAGCUGUGCUGACUUUGAAAUGCAUCAUUUUUAACUCUGCACCAGUUAAUUGAGAAAAUUAUAUUUUACUGUGAACCUUGAAUUUCAUACCUUCCUUUGUCUCCUUUUUUGUAAAAAGGUUUUCUAUACAGCAUGCCCAAAAGCUAAAGCUUUGCAUCAAAUGCAAGUUAUUACACGCACAAUUUGACCCCCAGUUUCAAAGAAAGUCUUUCAUUUUUCCUCGUCCAAAUAGUUUAUUUCCAGCCAAAACUGAAUGUGUGUUUAUGAAGAGGUUCUCCUCAAGUAUUCUCCAGGGGGCAUUAUUAUUGUAUGCAGGUUAAAUGGUCAUGUUUGGUCUAACUGGAGUUGGUGCUCUACAGGAGUGUGUUGUGCUGUGCUGUGUUGGUGGAAGCGUCAUCCUUAAGAUUCACUCUGUGGCCACUGUCCACUAAUUAACCUUUGUCCUAUAUGUUAUUUUAUGCAUUUAUCAUGUCAUUUUUAAGUCGUCUUCUCCAAAGCACUGUAACACUACAUCAAAAAUUCAUGAAUCCAAACGUGCCAAUAUAAUUACUUCUGCUUUCACCUGGGGAAGUGAUUGGAAUCCCUGCCCUGUAACCAAUUUAUGACAACCCAGGUCAAACUUAGCCAUGAGAGGUCUUCUCCAAAGCCCUGUGUCAAGACUUGGAGAAUGCUCCAGGAGACAUCCUUUGAGGUAUAGGUGCAGUAUUUGCAGCAUAUAUAUUUCCAGCGAUAUUUGUGUAUGCUUCAUCUCGAACCUGUUUAGGGUGUUGAUGUUUGAAGUUGUUUCUUUGAUGAUAUGGAGAGA